Symbiodinium pilosum is the source of this 3165-nucleotide messenger RNA. NCBI's taxonomy places the organism in Eukaryota, Dinophyceae, Suessiales, Symbiodiniaceae. The record is from the annotation of a GenBank genome assembly.
AUGUCUGAAGAAAAACCGCGUGCCGUCCUUUUUUCUGGCUUUAAUAACAUUGCUAUCGCCGCCGAUGUCUACGGCGCGCCUGCUGCGUCUCCGGUUAUCUUGGCUCAUGGCGGAGGACAGACGCGUCAUGCUUGGCGAGGAUCUGGAAAGAAACUGGCGGAGGCAGGCUUUCAAAGCAUUUGCGUUGAUUUGCGUGGUCAUGGUGAAAGCAGUUGGUGCCCAGAGGGCGACUACCGGAUUGAAGCGUUUGCUGAAGACUUUGUGAGCAUAUGUGGUGAAUUGCCCACGCCACCUAUUCUUGUUGGUGCAUCACUUGGCGGCAUAGCGGCAAUGGUUGCGGCUGGUGAGCUGAGGGCCGAAUUGUUCCGCGCAAUCGUCUUUGUUGAUGUGACGCCACAUAUGGAAACAACGGGGGUUGAAAAGAUCAUCGGCUUCAUGAACGAACAUGUUGAAGAAGGGUUCGGGUCUCUGGAUGAAGCUGCUGAUGCCAUCGCGGCUUAUUUGCCGCAUCGCGCUAAGCCGAAGAACCUUGAUGGCCUUGCUAAGAAUCUGAAGUUGGGCGACGACAAGCGAUAUCGUUGGCAUUGGGAUCCGAGAUUUGUAACCGGCGUGAACCGACCGUCGGCCAGCCGAGACCCCGAAAGGCUCAGUAACGCUGUAUCGAAUAUCAAAGUCCCGGUCAUGCUAGUUAAAGGGCAGAUGAGUGAGCUGGUAAGCGAAGCGUCUGUAGAACGGUUUCUCGAGCUCAAGCCAGAUGCAAAAUUUGUUGAUGUGGCAAACGCACACCACAUGGUCGCGGGCGAUCAUAACGAUGCUUUUACUGCUGCGUCCAAUGAAGGUGUGCUAAGAGUCGAGGCUUGUGGGUUGUGUGGUACUGACCACGAACAGUACAGUGGCGACAUGCGAAGUCGUCAUGCGUUCAUUCCCGGCCAUGAGGUUAUCGGCGUUAUCGACCAGAUUGGGACAGAAGCUGCAACCCGCUGGGGGGUAGAGGUCGGGCAGCGAGUAGCGGUAGAAGUGUUUAAGUCGUGUGGUGAGUGCCAGCCGUGUACAACUGGAACUUAUCGCCGUUGCGAUCGCAACGGUGUAGACACCAUGGUGGGUUUUACUGAUGUAAACAUUCCACCUGGCCUCAAUGGAGGGUACGCCACCCACCUGUUCCUUGGGCCAGACUCAAUGUUACUGCCGGUGCCCAAAGGUAUGGACCCGGUGUUGGCCACCUUGUUUAACCCAUUGGGCGCUGGUAUCCGCUGGGGUGUUGAACUGCCGGAUACGGGCCCGGGUGAUGUCGUUGUCAUUCUUGGCCCCGGGGUGCGCGGGCUGUGCGCUGCUGCAGCGGCUAAAGAGGCAGGCGCAAAGUUCAUCAUGAUCACCGGUUUCGGUCCUCGUGAUGCAGAGCGUCUUGCGAUUGCGCCACGGUUUGGCGUUGACCUGGCCGUUGAUGUUGCAAAUGUUGACCCAGUCCGCGCGCUACAACAAGCCGUUGGCCUCAAAGCUGAUGUGAUUGUUGACGUCACCGCAAAAGCGCCCGCCGCACUGGGUCAAGCAGUAAGGCUUGCGCGUCCGGGCGGCACCAUUGUGUUGGCUGGUGUGCGUGCGUCUACAGAAACGCCGGGGUUUGACCCGGAUCACAUCGUGUUCAAGGAACUGCGCCUGCUGGGCGCUCUAGGUGUGGAUGUUUCAGCUUAUAGCAAAGCAUUAGAGCUGUUGGAGUCGAAUCGUUAUCCGUUUGCGGAGCUGCCAAGGCAAGUGGUUGGGUUCGACAAAAUUGAACCGAGUCACAUGACAAAACCAAAAUUUGAUGUGUUUAACCAGAGCUGGGCAGACAAAAUUGUUGGCCGAGUCGGCCAGAAAGGUAUCGAUGCCUAUUUAGGUCUCAAGGUUACCGAAGUCGAGGCAGGCCAACUCGUGUGUGAAAUGCCAGUCACCGAUGAAUUGAUCACUGGUAUGGGCAAUAUGCAUGGCGGCUGCCUGUCAGCGCUUUGCGAUCAUGUCCUGGGUACAGUGAUGUAUCCCGUCAUGCCGGAAGGGUACUGGGCGGCAACCACUGAAUUUAAGAUUAACCUCACCGCGCCCGUGACCGGAGGUGUCUGUGUCGCCACCGCCGACAUUGUCUCUAUGAGUCGGCGUUUGGCCGUGGUCCGAAUCAGUAUUGAGAACGAAGGUCGAUUAGUGGCAGUGGCCCAAGGCACCUGCACCAUCGUCGCUGAGGGCUUCAGCGGGAUGCUGUUUACGGAAACCGGACAAACACCCUGGAUGUCGAUCGCCGCAGCGGCUACAGCUGCACCACAGCUCGACUUCAGUACGGGCAUUGCGGUUGCUUUUCCGCGCAGCCCCAUGAUCUCGGCUCAAAUAGCCUGGGAACUUGCAGCGAAUACUCAGGGGCGUUUUCGUCUGGGGUUAGGUAGCCAGGUAAAAGGACAUGUGGUCCGGCGUUACAGCGCUGUAUUCGACAAGCCGGCGCCACAAAUGCGUGAUUAUGUGAGUGCGUUCAAGGCCUGUAUCCGUGCGUUCAGUGGGGAAGAGAGCCUCCAACACGAAGGCCCAUACUACAACCUCAGUUAUCUGCCCAAAGCCUGGGCACCGGCGCGCCACAAUUAUGAAACAGUAAAGAUCGAUAUUUCUGCGGUUGGUCCCAUCAUGUGCAAAAUGGCUGGCGAACUCUGCGAUGGUAUUCAUGUACAUCCCAUGCACUCAAUGCAUUACAUUGAAAACCGAUUGCAACCAGCAGUUGCCGCUGGUGCUGCUAAGGCUGGGCGUUCCGUUGAUGAUAUUGAUCUGUUUGUGCCGGUGUUUGCGGUAGCCGGAGAUACUGCGGACGAACGCUCUGACAUGUUGCGCCGAGCAAGAACGCAAAUCGCCUUCUAUGGUUCAACGCCAAAUUAUGCCUUUCAGUUCGACGAUAUAGGCUUCGAAGGCCUAACGGCCAAGCUUGGUGCGCUGAUGAAGGCGGGUGACAUGAAAGCCAUGGCUGACCUGGUGUCCGACGAUUUACUCGACCACUUUGCGGUGGUUGCAAAGUGGGACGAUAUGGCAGAUGCACUUGCUGCGCGCUACGGGUCUGUGGCUAGCCGCAUCGUCACCUAUCUGACCGCUGAAGACAUUGCCAAACAUCCGGAGCAUCUGCCCAGAUGGGGGGAGAUUGCGCGAGCACUUGCAUCUUAA